Aphanomyces invadans is the source of this 1598-nucleotide messenger RNA. RefSeq lists its product as hypothetical. Gene Ontology annotation, molecular function: metalloendopeptidase activity. Lineage: Eukaryota; Oomycota; Saprolegniomycetes; Saprolegniales; Verrucalvaceae. Bases 43 to 1395 code for a protein of 450 amino acids. Gene Ontology annotation, biological process: protein quality control for misfolded or incompletely synthesized proteins; mitochondrial protein processing. The transcript has a single exon. Gene Ontology annotation, cellular component: mitochondrial inner membrane. The record is from RefSeq and is a predicted model, not a curated record.
CGACGAUCGUGUUUGCCCUCGACGCCGAGUUUGGGUGCGAGCAUGAUAAUCUCUCGGCGAUGCUUCCAGACACCUCUGUCCCGCGCAAUGGCCAUCCCACUACCGCAUAGAUUCCUCGGCAUCAAAUCUGUGCUUCAACGGGCACAACAAGGCGCGAUCUUCCUUCGCCAGUCGAGCUCGUCUCGGGGAUCACAACAAAUGAAUGUUGCACUUCUUCGUGGAGCUGCCAGGGCUACAGGCAUGUUGUUCGGUCACCUCCAUCGCACGGGUCUCUUGUACAAGUACGGCAAGCCAGUCGCGGCGGCUAUCAUAGGCGUCCCCUCCCUGAUCUUUGGUGGCGUCCUGUUCGCGUAUUCGCGUCGGAUUCCCAUCUCCAACCGAUCGCAUUUUGUGUUUAUGUCGCAUGAUGCUGAGCAAGCCUUGUCCCAAGAAGCAGUAGCCAACAUCUUGGCCGAAGAAGGGCAGAAUUGUUUGAAGCCUGGUGACCCCGUCUACGACGCUGUGCUUGAAGUGGCACAACAUUUAGCGCAACUGUGCCAGGACGAAAACCUUGUGCCUUCAACUUCGCCCUCGACCUUCCAGCUUCACGUGAUCGACUCUCCCAUUGCGAAUGCUUUCGUCGUACCCAACGGCACAAUCUUCAUCUAUACUGGGAUUCUCCCGAUUGCAAAGACGUACGGUGGACUCGCGUGCAUCCUUGGUCACGAGAUCUCGCAUGCAUUGGCCCACCACAGUGCCGAAAAAAUCGGCUACUUCGACUUGGUCUUGAUCGUUUACGAGUUCGUCAAAGGGUUUGUCGACGAAGCGCGCGAUUACGGGCGUCCUCGCUGGAAGGAAGCCGUCAUGGAAUUUCUCGUCCUCACUGUGUUCCAGCUCGUAGUCCCGCUAGCGUUCUCGCGGAUGAUGGAACGCGAGGCGGAUCGCAUGGGUAUGGUCUUGGCUGCGCGAACGGGGUAUGACCCCACGGAAGCGUCUCCGCUGUGGAAGCGCAUGAUGGACGCAACUGAACGCACCACCUCGUCUGGGAACGAUAAAGUCCGACAUGCAGCCGCCACCGAAUCCUUUGUCGGCGACUUGCUGUCGACGCACCCAAGCAGUCAAAGUCGAAUGGAAGACCUCCGUGCGUUUGCAGAAACGAUUCGAUCCGAGUACGAACUCGCCACAGACAAAUUGGCGUUUGCCCAAAUCUUUCGAAACUCGACCAAACCGCUUCCGCUGAAACACAUCGCGACUACUGCUGCCCGCAAGGACGAAGGGGACAUCGUGGACCAAGGAUGGGAGUUCAAGAGCGAGCUCGCACGACGGAAUGCCUGUUUGAUGGGUGGCGACAAGGGCAAUGCAAUCCGAGCGUUCUUGAAAGAGAUCGGAAUCGAAGAUGCCCAGCUUGCGCAUUAGUUCACGCGCAGUGCAGUAACGAAUGAACGAGAGUGCUUGUGUUGUAGACCUCCACAAGUGCGACGGCAUCAUGUACCCGCUAGAAGUAGAAAGCGUAUGCGCCACACGCUCAGGACAAAUUGAUGCCGCCGUUGGGAAAACGAGCGCUACGAGCUAUGCAUGACUCAGUCAAAGAUGCCCCAAUAGCGAGCCGCGAAUUGAAC